GCAGGACGAGGCUUCUCGGUUCCUUGUUAUCCUCACACUCGCCUCCCCCUGUCUGCCUCUGCCGCCGGGUGCCCGCAGCUGCCCUGCCCUGUACUUCUGUGCAACAGAACGGAGAGCAGCAGCCCGCGGAGGUCCACUCGGAGCUGAGCACAGAGCUAGAGACCCUGUCCUCCUCCCAGCCGUGCAGGCGCAGACAGAGCCCUGGGCUGAAUAGUCAUGACAGCUGAAAAGACUAUUCCCAUAAUUAAUGGCAAGCCAGAAGAUGUUUUGGACCCAGAAGCCUCAAGUACCAACCUCGUCCACAGCAACGAUAAGAAAGUUCAUGAAAGAGGUCACUGGAACAAUAAGAUUGAAUUUGUGCUUUCUGUGGCAGGGGAGAUUAUUGGGCUGGGAAACGUAUGGAGAUUCCCAUAUCUUUGCUACAAGAAUGGAGGAGGUGCUUUCCUCAUCCCCUAUGUGGUUUUCUUUAUUUGCUGUGGAAUACCAGUAUUUUUCCUGGAAACGGCCUUGGGACAGUUUACUAGCGAAGGUGGGAUUACAUGCUGGAGGAAAGUUUGCCCUCUAUUUGAAGGCAUUGGAUAUGCUACCCAAGUUAUAGAGGCACAUUUAAAUGUAUAUUACAUCAUCAUUUUAGCAUGGGCUAUCUUCUAUCUGUUUAACUGCUUUACUACAGAGCUUCCUUGGGCUACCUGUGGGCAUGAAUGGAAUACAGAAAACUGUGUGGAAUUUCAAAAACUUAAUAUGAGCAACUGCAGUCAAGUCUCUUUACAAAAUGCCACUUCUCCAGUCAUGGAAUUCUGGGAACGCAGGGUGCUAGCUAUAUCUGAUGGAAUUGAACAUAUUGGGAAUCUUCGCUGGGAACUCGCAUUAUGCCUUCUUGCUGCUUGGACUAUUUGCUAUUUUUGCAUUUGGAAAGGAACCAAGUCAACUGGAAAGGUUGUAUAUGUAACAGCCACAUUCCCCUAUAUCAUGCUGAUGAUUCUUCUGAUUCGUGGAGUGACAUUGCCAGGUGCUUCUGAGGGGAUAAAAUUCUACUUGUACCCUGACCUUUCCCGAUUGUCUGACCCUCAGGUGUGGGUGGAUGCUGGUACACAGAUAUUUUUCUCUUAUGCGAUCUGCUUGGGGUGCUUGACAGCCCUGGGAAGUUACAAUAACUAUAACAAUAACUGCUACAGAGACUGCAUCAUGCUCUGCUGCUUGAACAGUGGCACAAGCUUUGUUGCUGGUUUUGCUAUCUUCUCAGUUCUUGGAUUUAUGGCUUAUGAACAAGGAGUGCCCAUUGCCGAAGUAGCAGAAUCAGGACCAGGACUUGCAUUCAUUGCUUACCCUAAAGCUGUUACCAUGAUGCCUCUUUCUCCUCUGUGGGCAGCUCUGUUCUUCAUGAUGCUCAUAUUCCUUGGAUUAGAUAGUCAGUUUGUGUGUGUCGAAAGCCUUGUGACAGCUGUUGUAGAUAUGUACCCAAAGAUUUUCCGAAGGGGCUAUAGAAGAGAACUGUUGAUUCUCGGCCUUUCCGUUGUGUCAUACUUCAUUGGCCUCGUAAUGUUAACUGAGGGUGGGAUGUACGUCUUUCAGUUAUUUGACUCUUACGCAGCUAGUGGCAUGUGCCUUCUUUUUGUUGCCAUAUUUGAAUGUGUCUGCAUAGGCUGGGUUUAUGGUAGCAAUCGCUUUUAUGAUAACAUUGAAGAUAUGAUUGGGUACAAACCACUGUCAUUGAUUAAAUGGUGCUGGAUGGUCUUAACUCCAGGUAUUUGCGCAGGAAUCUUCAUCUUUUUCCUGGUAAAAUAUAAACCUUUGAAAUAUAACAACGUAUAUACAUACCCUGGCUGGGGCUAUGGCAUAGGGUGGAUGAUGGCUCUCUCCUCCAUGAUCUGUAUCCCUUUGUGGAUCUGCAUUAAGCUGUGGAAGGCCGAAGGCACUUUUUUAGAGAAAUUCAGGAAGUUGAUUAUACCUAGCUCAGAUCUGAAAAUGAGAGGGAAACUUGGAGGAGGAGCCUACAUUGCAGCAAUAAAUGACUGCGACAGCAAACUGAAAGGAGAUGGCACCAUUUCAGCCAUUACAGAAAAGGAGACACAUUUCUGAAAGAACUAUCUUUUUGGCUUUUUUUGUAUAAAUGAAUAAAUAAAUAAAUUCACUUAAUUAUAGAGGCUGGCUUGUUUUGCACAAAAUUUUAUUAACCAGUUAGUUUUGAAGUGAACAUUGUAUAGUUGUUUAAAAGUGAUUUUUUAAAUUACUAUAUAAGUAAUGAUUAUGUAAAAGAAAAAGAAAUAGUAUUGUGUGGUAUGUUAGUGUUGACUUCUUGUAAUAUGGUGAUUUCAGUAAAUGUUUUUUUAGAAGUUAGAGGGACCUGUAUAAUGUGCUGUAAAACUUUUUUUUUGGCAGGUAUGAUGUUGUAUAGAUAUAUGCAUUUUAAUCUGUAAGCAUUUCAGACCAUUUCAGCUUCUAACGUAUGUAUAUAAAGGGGACCAGAAUAUCCUUUUGUUUAUAUUGGAAGAUAUCGUGGGGGGAGAGAGGGGAUCCUUGUAAUUGCCGUUACGUAUCACUGUCUGAAUGUGGGCUGUAUCCAAAGUCCACUGAAAUCAAUGGGAGCUUUUCCUAUUUGGGAUAGUAGCUUUUGCAUCGGGCUGUGUGUGAUUCAGCCUUUCACCUCGGCUAGGGCAGCUGCAAGACUGAGCUUUACACCUAAUAAAGCUCUUUUUUUCAGGGCAAGUUUUGUGAAGCUGGCAUAAGUACCACCUCAACUGAUACUGUUGCCUUCCCUCUACCCUCCAUCUGCUUCCAACAGGUCUAAAAAUGUGGUGGAAUGGGCCCGCUUCUGAGUCACUGUUUUUCUGGAGAUGGGAUUGAGAGUUUUUUUUUUAAGAGCUGCGAAUUUUACGGUUCUUGUAAGUUACUGGUCUCUAAGUUCGCGUGUACUGCUGCAAGACACCUCUGAAGCUUUUUCAUCUCCUUUGGUCUCUGGGUGGCCAGUGCUUCAUUUUGAUUUACUUUUCCCAUCCCCUAAAGUGAAAUGUAUUUGUCUACGCUAGUGCAGCAGGAGGAGAUGGAGAUCACUUUAUGCACAUGGAGAUGUUUUGAGGAAAAAAAGAACAGAUUUAGAGCUAUGCAAAUACCUUGGCCUGUCUGUCUCUUUUGUUGCCUGUUUUCCAGCCUGUCUACCUGUUUAUCUAUUCACUCCCUUUGAAAGAAAUCAAGGAUCUUGUAAUGACCAGGUAUAGCACUAAUACAGUUUUUUCCAUCUCCGAGGUACUUUCUAGAUGCUCUCAGAUUAGUUCUUCUGCCCUAAAUGGUAUACAGACUUGCACCGAAGGCAGAAUAGUUUAUUUAGUGGAAGACCAGAGUAGUAGGUCCUUAAACUCUACAAGAUUUCCAGGGAAUAAACUCUGUAUUGUGCAGAUGAAGGAAUUAAGACAAGGAUGUGAUUUUACUGUUUCUACAAAGGGAGCAGUAUUGGUUUGUGAUAUCAUACUUAUUUAUUCCAUCCGUUGUAUAAACUGACUCCCUCUGAUUUAAAACAGAUUUUGGUAUGUGAAUGCAACUGAUGGAAGGUCAGGACCAUGAGGUAUCCAAAUGCUAGUUCCAGCAUCAAAAUCUCUCAGCUAUCACUUGCUGUCUUUUCUUCUGCCAAUAUCACAAGCAUUAUGUUAUUUGUACUGGACAGCUAAUUUUUUUUGGUCUUCCAUCUCCCAUCCUCUUCUCAAACUGUGAUGGCAUGUUUUUUAUUUAAUAGCUAUAUGAAAAGCCUGUGGAGGAAUACUGUACUGUAUUACACAUUAUUUCAUGAGGAGAGAGAAACAACAGCAUAAGAGAGCUCAGAAGCAAUGUCAUAACAUCCCCUCCCCUAUCUGCAAGGAUGAAUUCAAAAUCACCUCAAAUACCAGCAUCUGGAGUUACUAGAAACAGAAGUGUUACAUGUCCUGCUGGCCCUCUACAGAGGAAUAAAGUUGACCAGAAGUCACAAAGUAUAUCUUAAUACUACAUAGAACUGUUUAUGUAGUCAGCAUUUCAUCGUGAUUUUAUGGUAUCAUAAUUACCUCCUAUAAAAACAUCUUCAAUAGAGUCAUUUGUUUUCAAGUUACGUUCUUCAAUCUAAGUAAUAUAUUUCAUUUUACUUAUUUAUAUUUUUGGUGUGGGAGAGGGAAAUCCAAGAGAGAAAAUUUCUCUACCACACUUUUAUUUCAAGUGUUUUAAAUGCUGCUUGACUUUGAAUGUCUGCAUCAUUAUGUACUUAGGACAAUUUGAAGGGUCCUGGCUUUACAAAGGUGCAGAGCUGCCCUGCUGUCAGUGCUGGGUCGCUCGAAGGGAGUCUCCAGCUUGGCACCCAGAACUGGAGGUUACUGCUGAAAAUCACAAUCACACUGGAAUGCAACACUUUUGGAAAAGAAAUAUUCCUGGAAUGGGAACUGCAGAUUGAGGUAACUAUACAGUGAAGCAACUACAAUCUACAUACUGACAUUGACAAAAGGCCAACUCCAGAGUUGAGAAAUCAACAUUUUUUUGAAUUUCCAGUGAUUCAUUUAGUAUAUGUGAAAUGCAGUGUCCCUUUUCAGUCUUUCUCUCCACCUAGCGAAGUUGCAGGACUAAGCCCCAAAGCCUACAGACCACAUACGGGCUUUGGGAUGGAGUCUUUUUCCUCCCCAGGUUAGCCUCUACACAUUUUCUAGGGAAUGAAGGAUGUGCAAACGUAGAUGAACUGUUGGGUUACACUUGGCCCUUAGCCUUCAUUACAAUGAAGUUAUCUUCAGGAAUAUCCUCCUGAAUGCUUAUAGCAGAAUGUGCCAAUAGGUGCAGCCCAUACCACCUCAACUGGCCGCCCAAUAGGAACAAAAUACCAGACAAGGUCACCCUUUAAACCCUAACACUCAUUGCUGUAGCAUUUAAAAAAAAAAAAAAAAAAGGUGGUGCCAUUUUAGCUUAUCAAUGUACUUUGGACUGUUGUACUCAUCCAGAUAUCUCCACAGAAACUAUGUACUUUGUAUGGAACAUGCUUCCUAUUCUGCUGCUAUGAACCAUUUCACCAGUAGCUUUAUACACAUACAUAAGUUUGGCAUGGUCUAAAGCAUUAUACCAUGUUACUAAUGUGCUGUGCUUGUAAAUGUGUACAUUUAAUAUAUGCCUUUAACGCUUCACUGAUUUUUUAAAAAUAUUUUUCUUUUUGUGGGGAGGGAUGUGGGAGGGCAAAUUUCGUAAUAGUAUUUGUGAAUUUUUUUUUUUUUUUGCAACAAUGUGAAGGGGAAAAAAUGUGAAAAACAACUAUAUCAUUGUGAUUUUUUUUACACGAUAGAAACAAUAUUGCCCUUUUCUGAAGUACCUGCAGUACUAUUAUAAAACAAUAAAAAUGAACAACCACUAAGAUUUACGUAACAUUUUGCACAAAGAAAGAUUCUGAGUUGAGUUUUGAAGGGCACAAGAUUUUGUCUGCUUACUCAUUUUUAAAAAUUAAAAGAA
Molecule: messenger RNA, 5445 nt
Organism: Struthio camelus australis
Lineage: Eukaryota; Metazoa; Chordata; Aves; Struthioniformes; Struthionidae
Gene: SLC6A11
Product: solute carrier family 6 member 11
Biological process (GO): sodium ion transmembrane transport; neurotransmitter transport
Cellular component (GO): plasma membrane
Molecular function (GO): gamma-aminobutyric acid:sodium:chloride symporter activity
Source: RefSeq, a predicted model, not a curated record